Synchiropus splendidus (mandarinfish) is the source of this 1212-nucleotide messenger RNA. It is a transcript of the gene ahsgb, whose product is annotated as alpha-2-HS-glycoprotein 1. Gene Ontology annotation, molecular function: cysteine-type endopeptidase inhibitor activity. Gene Ontology annotation, cellular component: extracellular region. Gene Ontology annotation, biological process: negative regulation of endopeptidase activity. The transcript is spliced from 8 exons. NCBI's taxonomy places the organism in Eukaryota, Metazoa, Chordata, Actinopteri, Syngnathiformes, Callionymidae. The record is from RefSeq and is a predicted model, not a curated record. The coding region runs from base 136 to 1152 and encodes 338 amino acids.
ACUGCAGCUCACGAAUGAAGCCUUUGUUGACUGAAGAAGGAAGGACAGCUUGUGCAAACGCACCACUGAUCACAUUCUUCUUCCUGCUCACACGCUUCAGGUCAUCGGUGUUGUGCUGUCGACGACGCCUGCAUCAUGAAGAGCUUCUGUGUCCCGGUGCUGCUGUCGGCCGCGCUGGUGCUCUGUGGAGCACAUUCACUUCCCCUUGAGAUCGAAUGCAACGGCGACGGCGUCCGUCAUGCUGAAAAAUUGGCUGAGCAGGCCAUCGACAAAAACCACGACCACGGCUACAAGUUCCAAUUCCAGCGGGUCGAUGGGAGCACGAUAAAUCAGGUGCAAGACGGCUGCGAAAUGACCCUGCACGUUAUUCUCAAACAGACCACAUGCACUGUGACCAACCCCAUGCAUGCGCGCAAAUGUAAACUCUGGGACAUGCAUGACGGGGUGAUGGCAAACUGCACUGUUAUGCUGGACGUCAAAAACAGAGCGGGCAAAGUCACCAGAUAUGAGUGUGAUACGCGGCAAGAGGUAACAGACAUCGAGAUGAUGCACCUGUGCCCUGACUGUCCUGUACUGGUGCCCCUCAACAAUGCAGAGGGUCUCAAGGCCGUUCACGAUGCAAUCCAACAGUUCAACAACAACUCCAGCAACACCAACAUCUAUGUGCUGCAUGAAAUUGGGCGCAUCAUCUCAUAUUACAUGAUGACGGCAGGGAUGAUGUACAGCCCCAGCUUCACCUUGGUCGAGACUCGCUGCCCGAUGGGGUCCAGGAUUGCCCUGGAGGCCUGUGUACCCCUCUGCCCCAAGAGAGCUAAACACGCUUACUGCACAGCUCGUUAUUCCACCGUGAGCGGGCUCCAGAGCGUGGACUGUGAAUACUAUCCCGCAGAGGACAAUCAGACUCUGGCGCUCGGAGAGAACGAGCCAGUCUGUGAACGUCCUCACACAGGACCACCCGCUCCCCCCGGACCUCCAGGACCACCAGGAAGUAUUCCCCAUAUCCACCCCCUUCCCCCACGCCCCCAUUUCCACAGUCACCUCCCAUGCCGUGAAGCCAGACCAGGUAGCGUGAGAAAAAUCCAUCCCAUUUGUAACUGGCCCGUUGAACAGAUGCUGCUCCCCGAGCAAAAGACAGAAGACGAGUCAAAGUAAAUAUGGUUUGUCACAGUCCACAACAACAAAUAUACAUGGGAAAUAAAGAAUCUCUCCUGA